GCAGAUCGCUACGGGAAGAUAAUUUUUCUUGUUCUCAAUCGGAAGGGAAUGCGUGUUUUGCGAGGAGAGAAACUAUCGACGUCUAUUAUUGUUCGUGGGUGAAAUUCAUUGAUUCGUCGACGGCAAGAUGGGCGGUGGAAACCAGUCCUAACCGGGUUAGAUUAGGUUAGGUUAAGCUUUAUAGAAUCGGCGCGCAAAUUCGGCGCGAUGAUGGACGUGGACGCAACGGAGAGGUGAACGGUGCGGGGGAGAGACGGACGAGGGCAGUGGAAGGGGAGUGCGCGAGCAGAAGUGAACGAGAACGGCGGUGGCGGCGACUUCUUUACGGACUCUUCGCCCACGAUCAUCACGGUCCGAUUUCCGCUCCGCCGCGUCAGCUGUUCCUCGGCGUGAGGCGGAAGGACAACGUUGAUUCAACGAACGACAGCCAGGGCGACGCGUCCCUACGACGUUCCCCGCGAGUGUUAAUUUGCCGCGCAGCAAACGCGCGACAGCCAACAACAAUCGACCACCCGAUCCAUCCGUGCGCGUGUACUAUCCGAGGAUGCAGCAACCGCAAGCGAACGGCAACGGCACCCCGGCUUCGCCGAGGAAAAAGCAGCGAACGUCCACUGUGAGCGACGGCCCCGUGUCGAAGGUCACGGUGGUCCUCGGCGCCCAGUGGGGCGACGAGGGCAAGGGAAAAGUCGUGGACAUGCUGGCCAUGGACGCGGACGUCGUUUGCCGGUGUCAGGGAGGAAAUAAUGCAGGGCAUACUGUAGUUGUAGAAGGUGCCGAAUUCAACUUUCACCUUCUGCCUAGCGGAAUAAUCAAUCCCAGAUGCAAAUCCGUAAUAGGCAAUGGAGUAGUGAUUCAUUUGCCUGGUCUAUUCGAUGAAUUGGAGAAGAACGAAUCUAAAGGACUUAAAGAUUGGGAGGACAGACUUAUAAUAUCAAAUCGAGCACAUAUAGUGUUUGAUUUUCACCAACAGGUUGAUAGAUUGGUGGAAUUGGAGAAAGGCACGCAGUCAUUGGGAACCACGAAGAAAGGUAUAGGGCCAGCGUAUUCGGAUAAGGCCGCCAGAAUCGGGCUCAGAAUCGGAGACCUUCUUGGAGACUUCGACAAGUUUUCUCAAAAGUUCAAUGCCUUGGUUACGUCUUACCAGAAAAUGUUUCCUGCCUUGCAUAUCGACGUUAAGGCUGAAUUGGAACGUUACAAGAUAUAUGCCGAACGUGUAAGGCCGUUAGUGAGAGAAACGGUGCAAUAUCUGCAUCAAGCAUUGAAGGAUGGCAAGAAGGUUUUGGUAGAGGGUGCCAACGCGGCGAUGCUGGACAUCGAUUUCGGAACUUAUCCAUACGUAACAAGCUCGAAUUGCAGUAUCGGUGGAGUGCUGACAGGUCUCGGCUUACCUUGCAGCACGAUCGGCGAAAUAAUCGGCGUCGUAAAAGCUUAUACGACCAGAGUUGGCGAUGGACCCUUUCCCACGGAGCUUUUAGAUUCUACAGGAGAUUUGUUGCAGAAGAGAGGCCAUGAGUUUGGCGUAACCACGAAGCGAAAAAGGCGGUGCGGAUGGCUUGAUUUGCCGUUGCUGAAAUUUACGACUAUAGUUAACGGUUAUACUUCUAUAUGCUUAACCAAGCUCGAUAUUUUGGAUACGUUACCGGAGAUAAAAAUAUGCGUUGGAUAUCGGUUAAAUGGGAAGGACAUAGAUUAUUUCCCAGGCAGCAUUUGGGAAUUGGCACAGGUCGAAACGGUGUACAAAACAAUCGAAGGCUGGCAGUCCACUACCGAGGGCGUGCGUUCCUUAGAAAAAUUGCCGCCUAAUGCACACAAAUACGUACAAAUCAUAGAGGAGUACUUAGACGUGCCAAUCAAGUGGAUUGGCGUGGGAGCGGGACGAGAAAGCGUUAUAUCGCUUUGACGACAAACGGUCAUCUCCAAAAUGUUACUUAAACGCACGACAUUAAAUGUAUUAUUAAUUUUAAUUCUAUCCGUAGCAUUUGCAAUGCAAAGCUGAUGAGCGCACAGAAAGCGACAUAUUGUAACAAUAAGUUUUCAGCGAAUGUAGUAUUAAUCUUGAACCUGAGCAAUGUAAUAAUUGUAACAAUUGUAAAUGCUUAGUCAUUUUGUAGUCGAUGUCUAACAAAUGAGCCGAAGAUUAUUAAAAAAAAUCAACUUUAUCGAUAUGUUUACAAAAAAA
This is a messenger RNA of Monomorium pharaonis (pharaoh ant), 2179 nucleotides long. It is a transcript of the gene Adss, whose product is annotated as adenylosuccinate synthetase. The coding region runs from base 545 to 1900 and encodes 451 amino acids. The transcript has 6 exons. Gene Ontology annotation, molecular function: GTP binding; adenylosuccinate synthase activity. Gene Ontology annotation, biological process: 'de novo' AMP biosynthetic process; IMP metabolic process. Gene Ontology annotation, cellular component: cytoplasm. NCBI's taxonomy places the organism in Eukaryota, Metazoa, Arthropoda, Insecta, Hymenoptera, Formicidae. The record is from RefSeq and is a predicted model, not a curated record.